Messenger RNA from Telopea speciosissima, 1290 nucleotides. RefSeq lists its product as uncharacterized. Gene Ontology annotation, molecular function: nucleic acid binding; RNA-DNA hybrid ribonuclease activity. Bases 1 to 1290 code for a protein of 429 amino acids. NCBI's taxonomy places the organism in Eukaryota, Viridiplantae, Streptophyta, Magnoliopsida, Proteales, Proteaceae. Gene Ontology annotation, biological process: DNA integration. The transcript is spliced from 3 exons. The record is from RefSeq and is a predicted model, not a curated record.
AUGGCCAUAAAGGCACAUGCCCUAGCGGAUUUUGUGGUGGAAUGCACACUCCCUGAAGAGGAAAUCCCCACCACCGUGAAACUUGAAGAGGUGGUAGAAGUGUGGACACUGUAUGUGGAUGGUUCGUCCAGCACACAUGGGUGUGGGGCAGGAUUGAUACUAACCAACCCUGGAGGGUUCCUGGUGCAGUACGCGCUAAGAUUUGAAUUUCAUACAACCAAUAAUGGGGCCGAGUAUGAAGCCCUAAUUGUAAGACUAAAACUGGCACAAAGUUUGAUGGUAAAGCGUAUCACCGUCCACAGUGAUUCUCAACUAAUAGUUAAUCAGGUCAAGGGGGAGUAUGAGGCAAAAGAAUCACAAAUGGCCCAGCUAGCCACCUCAGAUUUUCAAGACCUGGGCAGAACAGUGUACCUGAAUGUGCUCGGUACUCCAAGUAUAGAGCAGUCCGAUGAAGUAUUACCAAUUGAGGUGGAACCUUGCUGGAUGGAUCCCUUAGUCAACUGCCUUCAAGAGGGCAUACUGCCCACCGACAAGGAAGAAGCAAAGAAAGUUAGAAUAAGGGCAGCGAGGUACACGAUGAUAGGGGGAACACUAUAUAAAAAGGCAUUUGUAAUGCCCUAUUUGAAGUGUCUCCGACCAUCUGAGGCAGAGUAUGUUCUUCGGGAGAUACACACAGGCAUUUGUGGACAACACUUGGGAGGCAUAGCACUUGCCCAUAAGGUCAUUAGACAAGGAUAUUUUUGGUCAUACCUCCGUAAAGAGGCAAUGAGUUUUGUCUGCAAAUGCCUGAAAUGUCAGAAGUAUGAAAUCUCGAGAACCCUCAUUACUGACAAUGGAAAGCAGUUUGAGCAAAAGUUCAAGGAAUUUAGUGACCAAUAUGAGAUUCAGCUAAGGAAGACCUCAGUAGCUCACCCUCAAUCCAAUGGGCUGGCAGAAGCCAUGAACAAAAUUCUAUUAGAUGGGAUCAAGAAAAAAUUGGAAACGGCCAAAGGUUUGUGGGUGGAAGAAUUGUCCAACAUUCUUUGGGCAUAUCGGACAACCACGAGGUUGGCAACUGGUGAAACGCCCUUUAUGUUGGUAUAUGGAACAGAAGCGGUGCUCCCAGUGGAGAUAGGAGAAAUCUUGCUGAGGGUGCAGCUCUAUAAUCCUGAGGUUAACAAUGAAGAAUUAAGAAUAAACUUAGACCUGUUAGAGGAAAUCAGAGAAACAGCCCGGGUGAGAAACGCAGUACACCAACAGCGGACAGCACGCCACUACAACACAAAGCUGAAAGCUAGAAGGUGCCAUUAG